Molecule: messenger RNA, 1341 nt
Organism: Ipomoea triloba (trilobed morning glory)
Lineage: Eukaryota; Viridiplantae; Streptophyta; Magnoliopsida; Solanales; Convolvulaceae
Product: glycine-rich cell wall structural protein-like
Exons: 1
Coding region: 1-1341 (446 amino acids)
Source: RefSeq, a predicted model, not a curated record
AUGGGGGUUUGUACUCUUUAUGUUAUUGUCUGUGUUUUGCUUAUUUUGUAUAUGGUUGAUAAUGGGCGUAGUGAGAGUGGUUUAGGUGGUAAUGAUGGAAUAUUAUACCAAGGUGAAGGCAAUGGUGUUUAUGUAAGAGAUGGUUCUGGUAAAGGUAGAUAUUUAAAAACGAUGAUUACUAGUGAAACAAAUGGUGAGAGUAAACUAAUCAACAAAGGAGGAAUUGGAGCAAAUCUCAACAAAGCGAUUGUUGACAUGGGUGGCAUAAGUGGUGGUGCUCUUGGUGGAUUUGAAGCAUGCGCUGCUAUAGGUGGAGGUAUUGAGGGUGGUUUUGGUGGUGGAGACGGCGAAUUUGGGGGUGAUAUUCAUGGUAGUUGGGGUCUAAGUGUUGGUGGAGGUAUUGACAUACCUGGGGGUAUUGGUAAAGAAUUUGUUUUAAAAAAUGAGCUUAAAGGUGAUGGUGGUAGUGGUAUAAGUGAAGGCUUUAGAGCUGGUAUUGGACAGGAUUUUGGAGAUAAAGUUGGUAAUGUAAUCAAUGGGGGUGUUGGAGGUGGUAUAGGCACAGAUUUUGGUAAUGGUGGAAGUUUAGGAGACAAAGUAGUUGAUGAUAUUGGAGGAGGUAUUAGGGGAGGUGGUGGAGGAGGUAUUGGGUUUGGUUUUGGAGGUGGAAGUGGAGACGGUGGAGUCGGGUUAGGGGGUGGGUUUGGAGGUGGUGUUGGCACUGAUUUUGGUAAUGGUGGAAGUUUAGGAGACAAAGUAGGUGAUGAUAUUGGAAGAGGCAUUAGUGGAGGUGGUGGAGGAGGUAUUGGGUUUGGUUUUGGAGGUGGGAGUGGAGGCGGCUUAGGGGGUGGGUUUGGAGGUGGUGUAGGUGAUGAUAUUGGAGGAGGUAUUAGUGGAGGUGGCAGUGGAGGAGGAGGAGGAGGUAUUGGGUUUGGUUUUGGAGGUGGUGACGGUUAUGGUAAUGGUAAUGGUAGAGGCUUUGGAGGGAGAAGUGGUGGGUUUGGAAGUGGCUCUGGUGGAGGUGGUAAUUGUGGUGGUCUUGGAGGUGGUAGUUUUGGUAAAGGUGGUGGAAUAAGUAGUCGGAUUGGAGGUGGGUAUGGAGAUAAUGAUAUAGGGGGAGAGUUGGGGGAUGGACUUGUAGAUAGGAUUGGUGGUGGGGGUGGUUUUGGAGGUGGAUUUGGUGGGGGCAUUGGAGGUGGAGCAAUUGGUGGUGGUGGAGGGAAUGGAGGUGGUUUACCAGAUUUCGGCGGUGGAUUAGGUCGUGGUGGUUUUGGAUUGGGUAUGAAUGAAGGCACUGGAAGUGGUGCUGAAAGUAAUACUGGUUUCGGAGGUGGUUUAUGA